AUGGGCUCGAACGGGCCGCCAGGAAAUGGAGGCUUGCCGCCGUCGCAGUCGGGCAUAGGAAUCCCUGGACGCUCCCAGCAAAUGAAUUCAGGAGUGCAGAUGAACAAUAUGCAGGGAAUCCAGCCCAUGCUAGCCAGCAAUCCAGAAUUUAUGGCGAUUGUGAAUGCUGCCCGCCAAGGUCGUGUUAGUGAAGAGCAGCUGCAACAAAUCCGUACAAUCCUCGCACAACAACAGCAACGACAAAAUGCAGUCCAACAAAUGAAUGCGGCACGUCCCGUUCAGCCGAUAUAUGGGACCGAUGCGAGUACUAUGGCGCAGCCAGCAGCUGCCAAUUACAUGCAACAGCAGGCACAACCAAAGCCGCCGACCAUGUCCACAAUGAACGCACAAUCUGCACUUCCUCGACAUGAGGCUACACUUAUGGAAAACUUCAAUCGCGUCAUGUCUCCCUUGAUGCUAAAUAUUUCGCAGCUCGAAGCAUCUCUCCAAAACCCAUCUAUUUCUGCGCAAGAUAAACAGCAGCAACAAACUCUUUAUAAUGAACUGAAAGGCAAGCAACUAAGCCUGGCUAGACAGGUAGCUGUUGCUCGAGAGCAGGCAAGAGCCAAAGAUCAACAGCAACUUCAGUUACUGUUACAACAACAGCGGCAGCAGCAACAACAGCAGCAACAACAGCAUCUGCAACAACAGCAGCAAAAGCAACAGCAACAACAACAGCAACAGCAACAGCAACAACAACGUCAGCAACAACAGCAACAACAGCAGCAACAGCAGCAGCAGAAACAACAACAACAACAGCAACAGUCACCACAACCACACAUCUCGCAGCCGCAGGUGCAGCCACAGCCGCAGGUGCAGCAACAGGCGCCGCGUCCUCAGCAUCCAUCUCUUGCUCAGCAUCAGCCAACUCAGCAACCUUUUUCUGCUCAACAAAAGUCUGGUCUGACUCAAACGCCUGUUUUAUCUCAGAAUCCGAUUAUAUCGCAGGCAAAUGCUCGCCAAGUCAACAGACCUGUCGCUGAGCAUCCUGUUGCCACGACUCAAGAACCUAACCGUGGAUCCAUGCCAUCAACACCGCAGUCUUCGAACAAGCUUCCUCCUACUGAUGCAAAUAUACGAAAAAAUGCUCAAGAUACACCAAACACGAUGGCAAAUGCACACGCCGCGACUGUGAUGCGACCAAAUGCACCACAGAGCAGCUGGUCGAACAGCUCAUCAGUGGGUGCGAUAACUCCUACAUCUACCCUGCUUCCUAAUGGCCAAAAUCCCGUCUCGCCCUCAAGUUCUUUGGCUACUAUGAUAGCCCAGCAAACAAUGACACCCCAGCCAUACCCAAACGCAUCGGGACCUCGCCCCACCUUGAUGCAAGGGCUUGGUGCCUCACCGGCAACGAAUACACCACCUGUUCUAGUGCGUCCCAAUCCUUUGGGACGGGGGAGCAAUAUUGGAAAGCCGUCCUCAUCGACACCAUCCUCACGUGGCCAGAAUAUGGAUGAAAUCAUGGGUGUGUCAGAGACAAAUCAGGGCGAAGAUAAUGCGCAACAACUUGGAUUGGAGAAUGAAAAUGUCAUGUCAUCACAAAUAGCAGAUUUGCUGGGCACGCAACCCUCGGCAUCGGCAUCUCUCAAUUAUGCUGGUACUUCUGGUGGCAACAACCGGCUGUUGACUAAGCGUAAAGUGCAAGAGCUUGUAAGCGAGAUUGAUCCUAGUGAGCAGCUGGAGGGUGAUGUAGAAGAUCUGCUGCUUGAAAUUGCUGACGAGUUUAUUGAGAGUGUGACCUCUUUUGCAUGUCGCCUUGCGAAGCACAGGAAGGGUGAUCGGCUAGAAGUCAAAGACGUUCAGCUUCAUCUCGAGCGCAACUGGAACUUGCGCGUUCCUUUCCCUGGGUCUAUGCCAAUUCCCCCGACGCGAGUCAAGGCUCCCAAUACGUCCAAAAAUAUGGGUGGUACGGGUGCAAAUGCCAAUGCUAAUAAUGCCGGCAAUUCAACUACUUAG
Messenger RNA from Malassezia globosa CBS 7966, 1995 nucleotides. RefSeq lists its product as uncharacterized. Lineage: Eukaryota; Fungi; Basidiomycota; Malasseziomycetes; Malasseziales; Malasseziaceae. The record is from RefSeq and is a predicted model, not a curated record. The transcript has a single exon. Gene Ontology annotation, molecular function: protein heterodimerization activity; DNA binding; TBP-class protein binding. The coding region runs from base 1 to 1995 and encodes 664 amino acids. Gene Ontology annotation, cellular component: SLIK (SAGA-like) complex; SAGA complex; transcription factor TFIID complex. Gene Ontology annotation, biological process: RNA polymerase II preinitiation complex assembly; DNA-templated transcription initiation.